This is a messenger RNA of Dictyostelium discoideum AX4, 216 nucleotides long. RefSeq lists its product as hypothetical. Gene Ontology annotation, cellular component: membrane. NCBI's taxonomy places the organism in Eukaryota, Evosea, Eumycetozoa, Dictyosteliales, Dictyosteliaceae. The record is from RefSeq and is a predicted model, not a curated record. The coding region runs from base 1 to 216 and encodes 71 amino acids. The transcript has a single exon.
AUGGCAUUUAUUGAAGAAAAUGAAAUUUUAAAUAAAAAUAUAAAUAAAAAUGGAAUAGAUUAUGAAGUUGAUGAAAAAUUACAAAAUUCUUAUUUUAAUAAUUUUCAACCAAUGAGAAUUGAAGAAGAAAUUAAAAUUAAAAAUGAACAAAAAAAAGCAUGGAUUUCACUAACUUUAUUUAUUUUAGGAUUUUUCUUUAUUAUACCAUGGAGGUAA